Molecule: messenger RNA, 1536 nt
Organism: Lolium rigidum
Lineage: Eukaryota; Viridiplantae; Streptophyta; Magnoliopsida; Poales; Poaceae
Product: GPN-loop GTPase QQT2-like
Exons: 7
Coding region: 109-1323 (404 amino acids)
Molecular function (GO): GTPase activity
Source: RefSeq, a predicted model, not a curated record
CCUCUUCUCCGACUCCACGCACCGCUCUACCCCUCCCCGGCCAAGCCUAGGGUUUAGCGGCCGCGCCUCUCCACCCGCCGCCGUCUCUCGCCACCACCCGAGCCUCCAAUGGAAGUCGACCCCGAACCUUCCGCGGAGAGCAAGCCCGUCGAGAUGGACCUCGAGGACCAGGCGGACGCAAAGGGGAAGGGCAUGGCCGGCUCCGAGGAGGCGAAGGGGAAGGGCGAGGAGCUCGCGGACUCCAUCGGGAACCUGUCCAUCGGCGCGGGGCGCACCAGCUUCAAGAAGAAGCCGGUGAUCAUCCUCGUCAUCGGCAUGGCUGGGACGGGGAAGACCACCUUCAUGCACCGUCUGGUGUGCCACAUGCAGGCAAAAUCGAACAUGAGGGGUUAUGUGCUCAACCUCGACCCGGCGGUGAUGACGCUGCCGUUCGGGGCCAACAUUGAUAUCCGCGACACUGUGCGGUACAAGGAGGUGAUGAAGGAGUACGGGCUUGGUCCCAAUGGCGGUAUCCUUACUUCGCUCAACCUGUUCUCAACCAAGUUUGAUGAGGUUAUAUCUGUUAUUGAAAGGCGAGCAGACCAGCUGGAUUAUGUUCUGGUUGACACCCCGGGGCAGAUUGAAAUCUUCACUUGGUCGGCUUCAGGAGCUAUCAUAACCGAAGCUUUCGCAUCAACAUUUCCAACGGUUGUUGCAUAUGUUGUUGACACUCCCAGGUCCACAAGCCCUGUAACAUUUAUGAGCAACAUGAUGUAUGCGUGCAGUAUCCUCUACAAGACCCGUUUGCCUCUGGUUCUGACAUUUAACAAGGUUGAUGUAGCUAAGCACGAGUUUGCUCUUGAGUGGAUGCAAGACUUUGAAGCAUUUCAGACAGCUUUGGAUUCCGACUCAUCGUACACCUCUUCAUUUACCCGAAGUCUCUCUCUUGUGUUGGAUGAAUUCUACAAGAACCUACGGUCUGUUGGAGUAUCCGCGGUAUCUGGUACUGGAGUUGAUGCAUUUUUUGAAGCUAUAGAAGCGAGCGCCAAUGAAUACAUGGAGACUUACAGGGCUGAUCUGGACAAGAGGAUUGCUGAAAAGGAGAGACUAGAGGCUGAGCGUAGAAAUGAGAACAUGGAAAGAUUGAGGAGAGAUAUGGAGAAGUCCAAAGGACAAACUGUGGUGCUCAGCACUGGUUUGAAGGACAAAAUUCCGUCUUCAGAAAUGAUGGGUGAUGUGGAUGAGGAGGAAGAAGAUGAGGCGUUGGAGGAUUUCAGGAUUUCUGAGGAUGAUGAUGAGGAGGAUGAAGUAGAAGAUGAUGAAGUGAAUCAUUUGGGCUAUUAAGGUGGUUGAACUGGAAAGGGCAUUUACUUUGGGUGUUCAGGAGAACCAGAUCAAGAGUGGUGUUUGUUUUCUAGAUAUUUCGGUGGAAAUGAAAUGCUGUUUGAUAUCACUAGGUGGCUGACUGUAAAUGAACUUGCACUUUGUCAAACUCGUACACGAGAUUGAGCUUGAAUCCCAUCGAUAAGCUGAAUUGUUCUUGUUUGGUGAUUCUUA